Messenger RNA from Chenopodium quinoa (quinoa), 1764 nucleotides. RefSeq names its product protein FAR1-RELATED SEQUENCE 5-like. Bases 1 to 1764 code for a protein of 587 amino acids. The transcript has 5 exons. Gene Ontology annotation, biological process: regulation of DNA-templated transcription. NCBI's taxonomy places the organism in Eukaryota, Viridiplantae, Streptophyta, Magnoliopsida, Caryophyllales, Amaranthaceae. The record is from RefSeq and is a predicted model, not a curated record.
AUGGUUGAUGAAGAGGAUGUAAAUGUAAAAACAAGAAAGCCAAGACAAGUAUCCAUUACAAGAUCGAAUUGCAAGGCAUGCAUAAGAGCAAAAGUGAAUAAAGAAGGACAGUUUGAGGUUGUGGCUCAUGUUAUUCAGCAUAACCACGAGCUAACAAAGCCACAGUGGCAUUAUUUGCAUCGUUCUGAAAGAAAAAUGACAGAGGAAAAAGCUGAAGCAAUCAAAACAAUGAAAUCUUCAGGUCUAACUACAAUGGACACUAACAAUUACAUGGCUACAGAGGCUGGAGGAGAACAGAAUGUAGGCCAUAGUGUUGUAGAUCACCUGAAUUUCUGCUCAAGGUUAAGAAUGGAACAAAUUAAGGCUGGAGAUGCUCAAACUUUAGUGAACAUUUUAAGCCAGGAACAAUCAGAGGAUCCAAACUUGUUUUUUAGAGUGAAGUUUGACAAAGAAGGAAGAAUUUGCAAUAUCUUUUGGAGAGAUUCAAUGAUGCUAGAAGACUAUAGGAUAUAUGGAGAUGUUCUUGUCUUUGAUACAACAUACAGAACCAACAGAUAUAAUCUUAUAUGUGCUCCAUUUGUUAGCAUAAAUAACCACUGGCAUAAUUGUAUGUUUGCUUGUGCUUUUGUUGGGGAUGAAACGACAGAUUCAUUUGUGUGGUUACUACAAACCUUCUUCAAAGCUAUGGAGGAUAGAAAACCAACUUCAAUAUUCACUGACCAGGACCAAGCAAUGGCAAAUGCAAUUCUGGAGGUGAUUCCUAAUACAAGGCAUAGACUUUGUAUAUGGCAUUUGGAGCAAAAUGCCAUAAUCAGAUUUGGAGCUCUUAAAAAAGACAAAGAAUUCAAAUUUGCAUUCAACCAGUGCUUAAAGAUGUGUGUGACAGAACAAGAAUUCGAAGCAAAGUGGCAGGCAAUGUUGCAGAAAUACGAGUUGAUAGAACACUCUUGGUACAAAAGAGUGUAUGAGUUGAAAGACAAAUGGUGUCCUGCCCUUAGUAGAGAUUUCUUUUCAGCAGGGAUCUUAUCGUCACAAAGGAGUGAAAGCAUUAAUCAUGCUAUAGGAUUCAUAGCAAGUAAAGCAACUACUUUGACAGAAUUUUAUACCAUAUUUAAGAAGACAACUAAUCGUUGGAGAAGCACAGAGAAAUAUGAUGAGUUUACCUGUAGCAAGUCAAUAGCAUUGACUUCAUUGCCUCUAUCUGGAAUGCUAAAGCAUGCUGCACAGGUUUUCACUUUAUCACUCUUUAGAGAUUUUGAAGAGGAGUUUGGAUACUCUAUGGUAACAACUGUUCAGAUGUUAGGAAAUAAUGAAGAAUGCCUACUUUAUCAAGUAACACUAGAAGACAAGCCAUGGUAUGCACAUCAAGUAAACUAUAUACAUGAGAGCCAAACUGUAUGGUGUACUUGCAAAAGUUUGAAGCAUCUGGAUGUAACAAGAAUACCAGACAAGUAUGUUUCAAAAAGAUGGACUAAGUUUGCAAAAACAGAGGCAUGGGAUAGGUUGAAGAAUCAGGAUCCUAAACAGCAAUAUAUUCCAUGGAGGCAAACAAUAAUGAGGAAAUACUACAAUCUAAUCUUAAAAAGUCAAGAAAAUAAAGAGACAAGAGCAUUUAUGGAAGAAAGCUUCAGAAACAGUCUUAAAAUGGUGGAAGACUUACUUGCUAGUGCUGCUCAGAAAGAAAGUGCAGAAGCUGCUUCUAACAUUCCUGAUGUGGCAGACAACACUCAAAGCAAUACUGACGUUUCUUCAGCAUCGAUUUAA